Messenger RNA from Lathyrus sativus (Indian pea), 1026 nucleotides. The record is from the annotation of a GenBank genome assembly. Lineage: Eukaryota; Viridiplantae; Streptophyta; Magnoliopsida; Fabales; Fabaceae.
AUGUCACCGUCAAAUGGGUUGCAGAACGGCGGCGGCAACGGUGGUGUUGGGGGUGGUAAUGGGUUGAGUUAUAUUGAACAUUAUGUUUCGAAAUUUGAUACUCUUGCUGGUGUGGCUAUUAAGUAUGGUGUUGAGGUAGCUGAUAUCAAAAGGAUGAAUGGUUUGGCGACAGAUCUCCAAAUGUUUGCACUGCAGAUGUUGCGAAUUCCAUUACCAGGUCGACAUCCACCAUCUCCGAUUCCCAGUGAACCUGCCAAGUUGAGAGAAAAUAGCAGCGAAAGAAGACCUCCGCGCACAGGUCAAUCCGCAAUGAAGGAACCUCUUCAGUCCUUAAGACUGAAACCACCUAAACAGAAGAUUUCUCCUGCUAUGACCAUUUUACAGAAAUACUAUGGACUCGACUCAUCAAGUUCCAGAGAUACAUCAGGAGAAACAGAAAUGGCAAUUUACACAUCUUCUACUUCAGAUCAUUCCAGAGACGAAUGGCUUCCUAAACCCUCGCCAAUUCCAAGCCAUCAUUCCAAGUCAACAAAUUCAACAUUUGAUCUACUGACCGGAAACGAUGAAGUCUCCGAGUAUGUUCCUUUUAGUUUUACAGAUAUCGGCGACGGAGUAUCUGACAAGUCUGACGAGAAAUCCGUCCGCAGACGUCAAAAAGCCGAUGUUGAUAAUGGAGGUAGUACGCCAGAAAGGAUUCUCAAAGAAGGCAAUAAUAGUAAUGGAUCGAACGGUUCUGGUUCGUCUUCCACCGGGAAAGCAUUUUCCCUUAGACCAAAAUCAGCUAGUCGAGCGUCACUGUUUUCUGAGUCAGAUUCAGGAUGGUUAGAUUCUAUUCCAGUAGGGUUUGGAGAAUCAAUAUUCACUGACGGGCUUUCUGGAGUGCGGAAAUCUUCAAGCGCAUCGAGUCUCAGAGAGCAAGAAAAGUACAAUUCAGCAGCAACAGCAUGGCCAACUAUUUCCAAACCUAUCUUCGAUGGGUUACCUAUCCCAAUAACCGGCCGCAGAAGCAAAACUGCCCUUGAUUAG